Molecule: messenger RNA, 1007 nt
Organism: Sclerotinia trifoliorum
Lineage: Eukaryota; Fungi; Ascomycota; Leotiomycetes; Helotiales; Sclerotiniaceae
Source: the annotation of a GenBank genome assembly
UUGAUGAAACAAAGAAGGAGCGGACCGUGUAAUUUUCCGACGUAACCCCAGUAUCACAAAUGAUGCGCCUGUAGCAAAUGCGAUUAAUCAUUGCAAGUCAAAUACAAAUUUCAAUCAAUAUCACAACUUAGAGACGAUGUCAACAUCUACUGGGACAGGCUGGGCACAGCUUCGCCAACAAGCUAGAUCAUUAGAAACACAAGUAAAUCACACAUACCUCCAAGACUAUAUUCCUCGAAACUAACAACUCCGCGCAGACGGAAACACUCUUCCAUACCUACUCACAAUUCGCAGCCAUUUCCAACAUUCCCCCCAAACCCUCAGAAGAUGAACGAUCCACCGAAAUGAAGCUACAGGAAAUCCUAGAAAAGGUAUAUAGUUUCUUCUCACACCAAGCUCGAGAAGUCUAAACUUACACAUGUGCGUACUAGAGAGAAACCCUAAUAUCGCAACUCUCCCGUCUCCUCGAUAGCGACUCGUCCCUUACAGCCUCCGCAACCCGUCAAAAUAAUCUUACCCGUCACCGCGAAAUCCUCCUUGACCACCGUCGCGAACUCUCGCGCAUCCGUUCCUCCAUCUCCGAAGCUCGUAAUCGCGCAAAUCUGCUCUCGAAUGUGCGUUCGGAUAUCGAUGCUUAUCAUAGUAAUAACCCUGAAGCUGCAGAAGCGGAUUACAUGUUAGGAGAAAGGAGUCGUAUUGAAAAUAGUCAUAAUAUGACGGAUAGUGUGCUGAGCCAGGCGUACGCGGUUAAUGAGAGUUUUGGGCUGCAGAGAGAAACGCUGGCGAGUAUUAAUCGGAGGAUUACAGGAGCAGCGAGCCAGGUGCCGGGGCUGAAUAGUUUGAUUGGGAGGAUUAGUGCGAAGAAGAGAAGAGAUGGAAUUAUCAUGGGAUCUUUCAUUGCGUUUUGCUUUUUGAUGUUUCUGUAUUUCAUGUAAAGAUAGGAUAGCACGGUGCAUUCACGGUAAUGUGAGAACGAGCAUGGCGUUUGGAGUGGGAUGGUCUGUGAU